UUAUACGUAGGAAGAUGCUGUUAGGUCCUGGCUACAAGACACUGGAUGCCGCAAGCCUUCAUCUUCUUUUCUGUUAAAAAGUUAUUGAAAGUACGACCGCGACCACUAUUUAUUUGGACAGGUAAUACUUGAGCAAUGCAAAUAAUUGAUUUUGUGCAUUACUUCACACUUUCCUUUUUUCUAUUUGUAGAACGAUUUGUCUAGAAUGUUCGGUAACGACGCACAAUGACAAAGUAUGGAAAUUUAAGUGUUAUAGAUGUUUAGAAUUAUGCUUCUGUAUUUUUUUGUUUAGCUUAUGCUUGAUAAAGGAUUUGGAAAAGAAAUUUCGCUAGUAUUAAUUAUCUGUAUAAAAAAGGCUGAUGGUUGCGAAUGGAGUGGAAACUUCAAAGACUACCAGGCCCAUCUUGAUACACAUCGUAAAAACAAUCAAUGCGAAUAUUGUAAAGCGAUCUUGCCAUCGAAAUAUUUGCUUGCUGAACAUCAAAUAUAUUCAUGUAGAGACGUUGCACAAUUAUGUUCGUUAGCAAAACAUGGAUGCCAAGAAAAACAAACGUAUGAGACGCUGACAGCAUUAACGGCAGACAUACAAACAUUAAGUGAAGACUCGAUUCGUUUAAAUAUAGAAUUAUUAAGUCAUAAAAAUGUCUUGGGAUUGUUUCAUAAUGGAACAAAUCAACUCAAACAGUCAAUAGUGGAGAUAGACUCAUAUAGUAGAGGUAUCUCAUGGAAUCAGGAAAUGUUACAACAGGAAAUAUCAAGCGUAAAACAGAACGUUGAAGAUUUACAGUCAAUAUCCUAUGAUGGAACUCUAACAUGGAAGAUAAGUAAUGUCUCAGAGAAAAUGGCCGAUGCUGAAUCGGAGAGACAAACAAGUAUCUACUCACCACAUUUUUACUCAUCGCCAACUGGUUAUAAAAUGUGUAUUCGACUUUAUUUACAUGGUGAUGAUAAUGCCCGACACACACAUAUGUCUCUCUUGUUUCUCCUAAUGCGUGGUAAAUUUGAUGCUAUCCUUAGAUGGCCCUUCAAUUUCAAGGUGACCUUUUGCUUGUUUGAUCAGUCAGGACAACAGAAACAUAUUAUCGAUUCUUUCCGACCCGAUAUAAAGUCGAAUAGUUUUCAGCGUCCUAAGAGUGAAAUAAACAUUGCUAGCGGUAUACCGAAAUUCUUUCCGUUACCAAUGAUAUUGCAAGACAAUAAUGGUUAUAUCAGAGAUGAUACUAUGUACAUUAAAUGUUUGAUUGAUUUUGGUGACAUAUCAAAAAUAAUUCUUCCGUAUGCCCUCAGUUUAAAUCCCGCAUUACCUCAUCAUGUUCAAAGAAAUAUAAUACAAAUUGAUUUUGACAAAUCAACCCACCCAUGGUUGCAACUUCAACAACAGCAGCAAUUAAUACCGGCUACUACCAGCGACAGCAGCAAUACGUUCCAACUCUUUAACAAUGGCAAAACUGCCAGACAGUCAGCGGACAUAGAAAAAAACCAAUCAACACCUUUUGAGAAUAUUUGCUUAAAAAUUUCUUCACCGAAUGCCGUUGUGUUCUCACUUCAUUCUUCUCAUCCCACGACACAACCAACUGUCGCUACAACAAUAUCGGACUCCUCUGAUUCUGAUGAAUUUUGUACCGAGUGGGGCGAUUAA
Molecule: messenger RNA, 1639 nt
Organism: Didymodactylos carnosus
Lineage: Eukaryota; Metazoa; Rotifera; Eurotatoria; Philodinida; Philodinidae
Source: the annotation of a GenBank genome assembly